AAUGUUGUUUUGUGCUGGUUUGCUCUCGCAGGAGUAAUCAUCUUGGGCUAUUCGAGCAGGCUCAUCAUCAUCAUCAUCACCUCGGCAGGUUGCCUCAAUCAUCAUCAUCAUCAAUAUAAACGGAGGAGACCAUAAACGGGAUACUGUAAUCAUGUUACCCCACCACCUGCUCUUUCUCCUCCUGACCAUCUUAACCACCGCCCAGGCUGUGCUCUCUCCACCCGGCUACAACGAUGACGACACCUCACCCCUGCCUCUACGCCUCGAGGAUCUGGAGCGUGAACAGGAGCAGCAUCAGCACUUGGACCUCAAUCGACCGCCUCUGCUGCCCAAUCACUACGAAUGGCGACCCGAUGUGGCGGCCAGUCUGCCGCCCAGCUAUCUGCAGGAUGCUGCCCAUAGGGAAAGGGAACGGGAAAGGGAGCUGCAGAGGCUGCAGCAACUGGAGGAGCUGCGUCAGCUGCAGCAACAGCAUCAGCAACUGAGCGCCGGCUAUGCAUUUCCCUCCCACCUGCCAGGUGUGCUCUAUGUCGGACCCACGGCAGCCACGCCCACUCCCACAACCCCAACCACCGCUGCCACACGUUUCCUAAAGCCCAUAGUGCCCUUUGACCUGGAACUGGGUCUCAAUGGUGUCCAAUAUGUGGCCAGUAAUGCUUUGCCCCUGCCCGUGCCCAGACCCCUGGCACCGCCCAAUGGCAGGCCGCCUUUUGUUUAUGGAUUCACCCAGGGACAGUCACCAGGACAGGCAUCUGGACAUUUACCAUCUAGACCCCCCAAGCUAGUGGCUGCUUCCUUUGUGCCACCACCUCAGUCCAAGCAGUUUGCCUAUGCCCCCCGUCAUUAUGCCAAUGGACCCAGGAUCCCUUUGCCCUAUCCACCCAGCUUUGUGAGCAUCACCACCACCAGGAGACCCCCACCUGGCGCCGGCUAUGGUUCCAAGCCCUUCCGACCCUCCCAGCCGGAUCCCACGCCGGAUCUGUUUGCGGGACGCAACUCCAAGUCGCUGCUGGACUCGUAUAUACCCAGCUGGGAGGUGCUGCGCCUGAUCCGAGAGCAGGGCUCCAGGCGAGCAGGAGGAGGAGUAGGAGGAGCAGAGUUCAAUCCUGUUCAACGUCAGACUUUGGCCUAUGCGGCGCCACAGCAUCUCAGGCUGUACAAAAGGGAUUCCACGAGGAGAAUUGUCAAGAAAUCCCUGCAGGGGAAAUCAAAGGAGUAAAUGGAUUUCAAGGGGUUUUUAGUUUAAAAAUUUUAUAAUUAUUAUUUUUUUAACAACUAAAAUAAUAUAUUAAAAA
Molecule: messenger RNA, 1295 nt
Organism: Drosophila kikkawai
Lineage: Eukaryota; Metazoa; Arthropoda; Insecta; Diptera; Drosophilidae
Source: RefSeq, a predicted model, not a curated record